CACUCACAUUGGACGGUGGUAAUUAUCACAAGUACGUCACAAUCUUAUCUACACAAAUACAUAGUACAUUACAAACAGAGAUCGAUUUCUUAUUUACUAUAAAAACUUUCUAAACUAUUUAUAUCUACAAAAAGGUAGUAUAAUUUAAGAUCUACAUUUUAUCGAACCAAAAUGGACCAUAUUAUUAACGUUAUUACUGCCUGCAUAUUGGCGUAUUGUAUUUACGAAAUAGUCAAUAGAACCUCAAACUCAUCUGUGAAAUUCCUGAACCUUAUUUAAACCUUAAUGCAUUGAAGGUGGAGUUCAAAAUUAAUUACGGAAAGAUAUAUAAUGGUAACCCAACAUGUUGUUUAAGAAGAAAAAGAAGUACUACAAGGACUGCAAAGUGAUACCGGGAGAGGCUAUAACCACACAACACAGACUACUUAUAGCAGUAAUGGAUUUGCUGAAACUAAUCAAAGUGUACAUAGACCGAACCGUGCGCCUAAAAUGGAAAGAGCUUCACAGCUGUAAUGGAUCCCAAUUACUGGAAGGGAUCAAAUUAUACUUACGGAAAGAUGUAAAUACAGAUAAAUUAGCCGAUAAAAUGUGGUCCGAUUUCGAAAGUUUCACCCAAAGCUACGCGAAGAGCAUUUUGGGAGUAUUUAAGUGUAGUCUCCCUACGCGUUAGGACACUACAUGGUGGAACGAUGACAUAAAGUACAUUAUAAGGGCAAAACGAGAAGCAUUUAAGACUUGGCAGAAAACCGAUCUUGGAGAAGACCUUGAAAUCUAUAAGUCCAUGAAAGCGGUUGCAAAAUCAGCCAUAGGACAAGCAAGAGCUUCAUCGAGACAGCGUUUCUAUGAACAUCUAGAUAAUGCGCCGACUGAAAAUGCGAUAACUAAAAUAGCUAAGCAGCGUCACAACGCAACUCGUGACAUAAUCUUAUAUAUAAAAAUGAAUCGCAAAAUGUGUUGGUAAGCGCAUAACUCAACAACGCCUCGACCAAUUUGGCCAAAUCUUUUUUUAAAAUGUUCGUUGAAGUUCAAGGAUGGUUUUUACGGCGAGAAAAAUUAGAAUUAUUGCUGGAAAAACCCUAAACAUAGCCCUUUUCUUUUUCCCAUACAAAUGAUUUGUAACUAAAACGUUGAGUCAAUUUGAGCUCUAUUACUAUUGUAUAAAGUUCAUAUUAAAUUACAAGCACUCACUGUUAUCUAAGCAAUGUAGGUGUGUUCCUAACGUCAAAGAGUCAAUUUGCACUUUAUUACCGCUGUACAAAGUUGAAAUUCAAUCAUAUCAAUACAGUGUGCGUGUGUGCGUUGGAGCACAGAAUACAUCGUUGGAGGAUUUAAUGCCGCGUUCCGAAACUCAAUUAAAGUAAAUCAUUAGUACUGAUUUUCAAUUUGGUCGGCUUUGCGAUAUUAUUUCUUUUGUUUUACUUUCAGCACGCGACAUAAAAUGCAUCAUUUUUCACGUCAUGACAUCAGUCAAACACAAACCGCGUUACCAAAAGUGUUUUAUUAUUUAUUAUUUUACACACAUAAAAAAUUGGUACGGCCUGAAGGAUUUGAUUCCAAGUCAUACCAAAUUUAAAAAAAGUUGAAAAUUGAAACAACAACAAACUGUCGAUGUUUAGUUAGUUUAAAAAAAAAACUAAGAAAAAUAAACUGUCGAUGUCAAUUUGCCGGUGUGGAAGUAUUAUUUUCUUGGAUUUUCUGUUACUUAUUCUACUGAGUUUGCUUUUGUCAACUGAUACUGUCUAAUACACGAAACAAAUUCGUAUAUCGUGUUUUGUGCAGAGUGUUUAGUUACCUAUGAUCACUAUCUAUAUAUAUAAAAAUGAAUCGCAAAAUGUGUUGGUAAGCGCAUAACUCAACAACGCCUCGACCAAUUUGGCCAAAUCUUUUUUUUAAAUGUUCGUUGAAGUUCAAGGAUGGUUUUUACGGCGAGAAAAAUUAGAAUUAUUGCUGGAAAAACCCUAAAAAUAGCCCUUUUCUUUUUCCCAUACAAAUGAUUUGUAACUAAAACGUAGUCAAUUUGAGCUUUAUUGCUAUGGUAUAAAGUUCAUAUUAAAUUACAAGCACUCACUGUUGUCUAAGCAAUGUAGGUGUGUUCCUAACGUCAAAGAUCAUAUCUAUCAAAACAAUGUGCGUGUGUGCGUUGGAGCACAGAAUACAUAGUUGGAGGAGUUUAAUGUCGCGUUCCGAAACUCGCGUUUCUUUUGUAUUAGUUUCGGCACGCGAGAU
This is a messenger RNA of Diatraea saccharalis (sugarcane borer), 2226 nucleotides long. NCBI's taxonomy places the organism in Eukaryota, Metazoa, Arthropoda, Insecta, Lepidoptera, Crambidae. The record is from the annotation of a GenBank genome assembly.